AAACGUAUGGCCUAUCUGAAUGAGUUGGAAAACUACCGCAUUGCCACACAGUCCGGCGGCGCACCGAUGCCUCGACCUGCCGAACCCGAACCUUCUGUGAGUUUGGACUGCCUUCUUUCUGAAAAACAAACCUGCAUGUUCAUCCUCUAG
Messenger RNA from Dibothriocephalus latus, 150 nucleotides. NCBI's taxonomy places the organism in Eukaryota, Metazoa, Platyhelminthes, Cestoda, Diphyllobothriidea, Diphyllobothriidae. The record is from the annotation of a GenBank genome assembly.